Molecule: messenger RNA, 2222 nt
Organism: Aspergillus wentii DTO 134E9
Lineage: Eukaryota; Fungi; Ascomycota; Eurotiomycetes; Eurotiales; Aspergillaceae
Exons: 2
Coding region: 369-2117 (582 amino acids)
Source: RefSeq, a predicted model, not a curated record
GGAUGCCGCAGGAAUGAGGGGAACUUCUACUAGUUACUACGCUGGAGCAGUCGAGCACGUGACCCAAACGGCCAUGCGGGGAUCGCUCGUUUUUUACAGACCCUGGCGUAUUGUCCGUCACAGUAUUACCGCCUGACAGUACCGCCCACGGCUAUGAUGAAACCGUUUCCGCAUCGGGAAUGGCGCGACCCGCCAGCGCGCAGUCGAGAUUCCUUUGGAUUUCUCGGCAAGCAUCCGACACCUUCAACCACCAGAAUUCUUGUUCAGCGGCGUCGACUUCAUCCCACAUCACCAAAUCCUGCUCCGAACGGCCAGGUGGCGCGCCAGUAAAGAACUUCAUGUUGUGGGUUUCCUAGAAUACCCUCUUCAUGAUGGAUCUUUCCAGGCUCACUCGCCCGGCCAUCCUGUGCCAGUGUUCUCGUUGCUCGAGUUCGCUGGCCGCGCUCGAAAACGAAUGGGCCAAAGUCUCCAACUCCUAUUCCAUCGCUACAGAAUGGCUGAGUGUUGACCUUCACCGGAUAUCGAUUUCAUCGGAGAAAAAGCAGAUUCCACCGACAUCAGACAUGAGUUUGCUGCGAGGGCGCAUCCUGCAGGAGAUCGCGUGUAAGCUCUGCCAGCAAAAAUUAGGAGUUUUGUGUGCGCUGGACAAUGGCCCCAAUAUCUUUUGGAAACUCUCCAAAGUAGCUUUCAGGGAAAUUGUCACCAUGAGAACAGUGGAACCGGUUUUCAACGAAAGGGCGCUCGAACGUCUCCUACAUCCGCCGCCCAAAGAAUCCAGCUUGACCGGCUCGAGACGAGACAGAAACUCUAUCCAACCAGGAGCGCUGGUGCCAGCCGGCUCGUCGGAGGUGGAUGGUUAUAAUAUUUCUGUGUCGCAGCAGAUUCAAACCCAAGGCCUGAGCCUCGAUCAUAUCACGAGUUCCGUCAGCAAUUUACAUGAUACCAUGAGUGAGCUGAAGCAUGCGUUCACGGCCCUUCGGAUCGAGUUGAAUGUUCCCAACCGCUUUAGCUCGGAAACAGACAUCUCCAACGGCAACGAUUUCGAUAUGAUCAAAACAGUCUUGAAGGAACUCCGAGCGAAAUCAGAAGAGAUCGAAAGAUUGAAAUUGGAAAUGGAGGCACUGAGGCUGAAGAACCGGUUUAUGGAGGAACAAGCGGCGAAAAGUUCCCCCUCGACGCUGGCCAUCGAAACGACGCUUCCGCAAGUCCAGAGCCCAGGCCUUCUACAAGGAAGCAGAAAACGACCUUGGCCAGACUCAUUUCCCAGUGGUCGCACGCACCAAAUUGCCGACUCUUUUGAGGAUGACGAGGAUAUCUUUGAGAACAUGUCUUUGGCCGAUCCGCAGUCGGUGAAAAUUCCAUUAAAGGACCAUGAAACUAUGCCAUCCCUGACCAAUACGCCGCAAGACCAGACAACGCCAGGGUCAUCAAGGUUUCGUCUCGAAGUCAGUCAAUCGCGGCAGCAGUCUCCAUAUACUGAGAAUAUGGCAGAUACAAUACGUGAUUCUCAGUCGAGUCCACAACAGCAGCCCAUCGUCAAACGGCCGCGUCUCACACAGCAGCCGACGGACAAACCUCCAUCCAGCACAGGAACGGAGAAAAAAAAGGCAGGACGACCAAGGAAGUCAUUCUCCCAGGGUCCAAAGCCGGAAAUUCCACAAACACCUAAAGCGACACCAUUGAGCGAGCAAAACGCGAAUACCAACGGGAGUAACCAGAAGGAGAACCCCGCACUAAAUACAAGCCCGAGCGAACAUCACCAAAAAGGGAUUCGACCAACCCGCUCGAGGAGUAUACGCAGUCGAUCCCGACCACCAUCCAGUCGAAUAACCCGACAGUCUGAUGUAGGAGGUAAUCCUACAAAACCAGAUUCGCCACAGGGGGAGCAGAGUAAUGGUAACGGGCAGGCGCAUACGAAUAAUAAUGGCGAUAUCGAAACAGACCAAAAGCCAUCAUCGGGAAAAGAAAUUCCCCCACCAACCACUAACGGCGUCCAAGAACACGAGGAAAACCAUGAAAUCCAUAAGAAGCGCAAGGCACAGGUAGCCGCGCGGGAUACCAUGGCCCGACUGGCCAUGCAGCGGGAAGAAGCCAUGGAAACAGAGGAGUCUCGAUGAAUUUUUCAUUCUACCAAUGUAUUAUUUAUCUAUUUGGGUUUGCUUCGCCAUGAGGCUUUUUGUACAGAAGUAUUCUUCAUACACGAAAUUGAUCUAGACAUUUCU